Molecule: messenger RNA, 3359 nt
Organism: Carcharodon carcharias (great white shark)
Lineage: Eukaryota; Metazoa; Chordata; Chondrichthyes; Lamniformes; Lamnidae
Product: volume-regulated anion channel subunit LRRC8C-like
Exons: 3
Coding region: 134-2533 (799 amino acids)
Molecular function (GO): protein binding
Source: RefSeq, a predicted model, not a curated record
AUGGUGGGAAAUAGAAACUAGAAACUACAAACUGUCUGAGUAAAGCGCUGACUGUGGGGAUUCCUGGAUCUUCUGCUGACUCCUUGUUCCAUUCAGCUUGAUCGGUCAGGAAUGUGUGGUCACUGAUGGGAGGAUGAUCCCACUGACAGAGUUGAAACAGUUCAGUGAUCAGCAGCCAGCGUUCCGGCUGCUAAAGCCUUGGUGGGACGUGUUCACUGAGUACAUAUGUGCUGCCAUGUUGAUGAUAGGGGUCUUCGGGUGCACAUUGCAGGUGACGCAAGACAAGAUCAUCUGCCUCCCUGGGCCAGUAUCUACACUCUCAGUAUUCCAUAACAACUGCUCGCAGUUCAUGCUGCAACUAAAGCCCUCGUCCAGCUCAGUGCACAAACUGAAUGGGCUGAGGACGAACCUGGACCUUCAGCAGUACAGCUUCAUUAACCAGAUGUGCUACGAGAAAGCCCUGCACUGGUACGCCAAGUAUUUCCCGUACCUGGUGCUCAUCCACACCCUCAUCUUCAUGAUCUGUGGCAGCUUCUGGUUCAAGUUUCCGGGGACCAGCUCCAAGAUCGAGCACUUUGUCUCCAUCUUGGGUAAGUGUUUUGACUCCCCGUGGACCACGCGGGCGCUGAGCGAGGUUUCAGGUGAGAACCAGGGGGCGGAGCGGCCAAGCCCUUCAGGGAACUACCCGCCCAGCUCCGACCCCAAGUCCCAGGGCAGGUCGCCCUCCGAAGAGGCCGGUUUGGCCGAAGGUCCAGGCACCCAGUCCUGUCCGGAUAAGGUGGUGGCAGACAAGGGGAGCCUGAGCGCCCUGGAUAAGAAAGAGGGUGAGCAAGCCAAGGCUUUGUUCGAAAAGGUGAAGAAGUUCCGGCUGCAUGUGGAGGAAGGUGACAUCCUUUACCUCAUGUACAUUCGGCAGACUGUUGUCCGUGUGGUCAAGUUUGUGGUGAUCCUUCUCUACAAUGCUUCGCUGGUUCUGAACAUCCAUGUCGUGGUCCCCUGCACAGUCAACAUCGAGGACGUGACCGGCUACAACAACUUCUGUUGCAAUCACACCAAGGCCCAUCUCUUCUUCAAGCUGGCGAUCUGUUACAUCUGCUUUGUGUCUGUGUACGGCUGCACCUGCCUCUACACCCUGUACUGGCUCUUCUACCGCCCUCUCAAGGAGUAUUCCUUCGAGUAUGUGAGGCAGGAGUCGGGGAUCAAUGACAUCCCUGACGUGAAGAACGAUUUUGCCUUCAUGCUUCACCUGAUAGACCAGUACGAUUCCCUGUACUCCAAGAGGUUCGCUGUCUUUCUGUCUGAGGUCAGCGAGAGUAAGCUCAUGCAGUUGAAUCUGAACUACGAGUGGACGGAGGAGAAGCUGAGGCAGAGGCUGCAGAGGAACAGUCAGAACCGCCUGGAGCUGCACCUCCUGAUGGUGCCAGCCCUUCCCACUUCCACCUUCGAGGUGACCGAGAUCGAAUCCCUGAAACUCGAACUGAUCAGCGAUCUGGAAGUCCCAGCAAAGAUCGCACAGCUGGUCAACCUGCAGGAGCUGUCCCUGUUAAACUGCCCAGUCAAGCUCCAUGAGGCUGCUUCAGGGUUUCUGAGGGAACACCUCAAGGUCCUCCGGGUUCGGUUCAAUAAUACCCAGGAGGUUCCGCUCUGGGUGCACAACAUGAGGAGUGUGGAAGAACUCUAUCUGACAGGAACUCUGACUCAAGACAGUGUGAAAUGUCUCUUUCCCGAUUCAGUCUGCGAGCUUCGUAGCCUUAAGGUUCUCUCUCUGAAGAGCAACUUGACCAAGGUCCCUGCAAACCUGGUGGAUGCAUCCAUCCACCUUCAGAAGCUGACCAUCCACAACAAUGGUACCAAACUCAUCACGUUGAACAGUCUGAAGAAACUGCAGCACCUAAGGGAGUUGGAGCUCAUUCAGUGCGAGCUGGAGCGUGUUCCUCACCCUGUCUUCAGCCUCUCAAACUUAGAGGAGCUCAACUUAAAGGAGAACAACCUGAGAUCCAUCGAAGAAAUCCUCAGCCUCCAACACUGCCAGAAGCUAACAUGCCUGAAGCUGUGGUACAACCACAUCGUCUACAUCCCCGAACACAUCAAAAAGCUCAGCUCUCUGGAAUUCCUUUAUCUCAACGAUAACCAGAUCGAGGAGAUACCCCCUCAACUCUUCCUGUGCAACAAACUCCGACACCUCGAUCUCUCCCACAAUCGCAUCAGCUCAAUCCCACCAGAAAUCGGGGUGCUUCAAAACCUCUGCUAUUUUUCCAUUUCCAACAACGCCAUUGAGUCCCUGCCCAACGAGCUGUUCUUUUGCAAGAAGCUGAAGACAUUGAAAGUUGGCCAUAAUAGCCUGACUGCUCUCUCGCCCAGAAUCAGCAGCCUGCCCCUGCUCACAAGGCUGGAGCUGAAGGGGAAUCACCUGGAGGCAUUGCCCCCCGAGGUGGGAGAGUGCAGCAGCCUGAACCACAGGGGCCUCAGUGUGGAGGAAGCUCUGUUUCAAACGCUUCCCUUGGACGUCCGAGAGCGGAUGAGGGAUGACUGAAUCCGGGAGGCGGGUGGGUCGGGGAGCUCCACAGGGUUAAAAAUAAGUCAAGCUUAAUCAGAGUUGGUCUGAGCAAAUGAACUGGAAACGCAGCACACAUGAGUGGGAGAUGGACAGAACCAUGGGUUUUGUACCAGUUCGGUAGGAGUUCAGUCAAGACAUAAAGACAGAUGGACAUGGAGGGAGAGGAUUUUAGACAAUUGAUUUGAUGGUUUAUUUCCUGUGGUACCUUUUACUCCAGCCUGGGCCAGCAUCACUGAACAUUGGCCAAAGCUGUCUUGGUUGGACUGUCCACUAAAAGGGUUCAUUCCCUCCCACACAGGCUGCCAUUGGUAAAAAGGCUGCAGGAUGUGUGACAUAUGAAUAGGCAGAGCCAGUGCAAAUGGCAGAAAGCUUCAUCCAUUUGGGAACCACAGGCUGUGCUCCAUGAUCAAGAUUCCAGUAGAAAUGUAGGAUUUGUAACACAUUUUGCAGCUUUCAGUCAUCAUUUUCUAGGAUAUUUAACAUAACAACAUGGUGGAGCCAACAUUCUGUCCCCUUGUUAUUCAUCCAAGGCAGAGUCAGAGUGGGGGAAUGAGCAGCCUGCCUCCAGCUGUGAUGAAGAUAUAGGGGUAGAACCACAUGAAAGUAAGAAAUUGUUUCAGGAAAAUGUCUUUGUUGCACAAAAGGAAUCACUUGGGUGCUUAAUAAAUUGUUAGUGUGACACUAAUGCCCUCUAUUUAGGGGGAAUGGUGGCAUAGUGGUAAUAUCACUGGGCUAGUAACCCAGAGACCAUGGGUUCAAAUCCUUCCAUAACAGCUGGUGGAAUUUAAAUUCAAUUCAUAAA